This is a messenger RNA of Vitrella brassicaformis, 1139 nucleotides long. The record is from the annotation of a GenBank genome assembly. Lineage: Eukaryota; Vitrellaceae.
AUGGAGGUCCUUGAUUUGGACAAUAACAACUUCAGCGGCCCCAUACCAGCAGAGCUGGCAGCAGAGCUGGGACAACUGUCUAAGCUACGGCAACUGAGCCUCGCAGACAACAGGGUAGAUACCGACGCACACUCAUACCGACACACAGACAUCAAUGACUGAAUCCAUACAUAUGAUCUCCCUCUCCAUGGAUGUCUGUGUAGUUGUCGGGUCCCCUGCUGAUUGAAAUGGGUGGCUGGAAGUCCAUGGAGGUCCUUGGUCUGUACAAUAACAACUUCAGCGGCCCCAUACCAGCAGAGCUGGGACAACUGUCUAAGCUACAAGUUCUGAACCUCGGAAACAACAGGGUAGAUGGCAGGGAGGGGCCCGUGUGGGCGGAACUCAUCCCCGCCAUCAACCGCAGUGACAAACAGGUCCGUCAAGAACGCACCAUAGAGCAGAAAACCGAACGACAAUACGACGCCGAUCUCGUGUGUCUGCAUGUUGCUUUUCCUGGCGUCCAUCAGGACCUGCAUUGGUCAGACAUCAUCCAUAUCGUGCGGACCAAGAAGGCCGACCCCCGCCCACAUGUCGACCGCCCCUCACCCUCACCACCCCCACCCCCACCCCCAUCAGCACCGGAAGAACAGGCGGCAUCGCCCUCGUCUUUCGUGCAGGAGAUCGCCUCUAAGAUCGAGGGCGCAUUUGACAUGGUCGCGCAGUCGGUCCCCCCACCCCCGCAGCUGCCCACUCACAACGCCAUCACCGACCUCCCCAAUCGGGUACCCGACAGAGGGCAGCCGCAGACACGACCACUGACUUCCGGCCGCCCGUUGUCUGCCGAUGUGUCGCCAUCCAAGACACUAGAGUUCACUGUGGAGAUCGGCACGGACUUCCAGUCGUUCAUGAGUGGCCACGACAUGAAUGAGUGGCGCCUCCGGCUCCACCUGGCGGACUUUCUUGGCGUCUCGCCGGCUCUCGUCCACUGCCUGGGGGUCACUGCGGGCGCCGGCGAGGUCUUCGCUGCGGCGGCAUCGCCCUCGACCCUCAUGACUUUCACCGUCCACCCAGAAGCGCACCUCGACCGGCUCAAGUCACCGAUGCGGACGUCAUCGGAUGUGUCUUGUCCACCAGCCGCUGUAUCCGCAACGCCACACUGA